Messenger RNA from Dovyalis caffra, 2025 nucleotides. The record is from the annotation of a GenBank genome assembly. Lineage: Eukaryota; Viridiplantae; Streptophyta; Magnoliopsida; Malpighiales; Salicaceae.
AUGAUUUCCCAAAAGGAACAAACGAGAGUGGCAGAAAAAUGCUUAGAUUCACAAUUAUGGCAUGCUUGCGCUGGUAGCAUGGUUCAAAUGCCAGCAGUUAACACAAAAGUUUUCUACUUUCCCCAGGGUCAUGCAGAACAUGCUCAGGGGAGUGUAGAUUUUGGUCAUUUUCAGAUUCCUGCACUUAUCCCUUGUAAGGCAUCUGCUAUUAAGUACAUGGCAGAUCCUGACACUGAUGAGGUUUAUGCCAAAAUUAGUCUAAUCCCAUUGAGUAGUAGUGAUUUAAUGUUUAGCGAUGGCUGUGGUGAGGAUAGUGAUGAUAGGUUGCAUAAUGGGAUUGAGUCUCAAGAGAAGCCUGCUUCUUUUGCUAAAACAUUGACUCAAUCUGAUGCUAAUAAUGGUGGUGGGUUCUCUGUGCCGCGUUAUUGUGCUGAGACUAUAUUUCCAAGAUUGGAUUACACUGCUGAGCCUCCUGUGCAGACCAUUCUUGCUAAGGAUGUGCACGGAGAGAUUUGGAAGUUUAGGCAUAUUUAUAGAGGGACGCCUCGUCGCCAUUUGUUGACUACUGGAUGGAGUAAUUUUGUGAACCAAAAGAAGCUUGUGGCUGGGGACUCUAUUGUGUUUUUGAGAGCAGAGAAUGGGGACCUCUGUGUUGGAAUUAGACGUGCAAAGAGAGGGAUUGGUUGUGGAAAUGAAUGCUCAUCAGGGUGGAAUUCAUUUGGGGGCUAUUCUGGGUUUUUGAGGGAAGAUGAGGGUAAAUUGAUGAGGAGGAAUGGCAAUGGGGAUAUGAGGGGGAAAGUGAAGGCUGAGUCUGUUGUUCAAGCUGCAUCUCUUGCAGCCAAUGGGCAGCCUUUUGAAGUUGUCUAUUAUCCAAGAGCGAGUACUCCAGAAUUUUGUGUAAGGGCCUCAGCUGUGAGGAAUGCAAUGCAGAUUCAGUGGUGUCCAGGGAUGAGGUUCAAAAUGGCUUUUGAGACUGAGGAUUCGUCUCGGAUUAGCUGGUUCAUGGGAACUAUAUCUUCUGUUCAGGUUGCUGACCCCAUCCGCUGGCCAAAUUCUCCAUGGCGGCUUCUACAGGUAGCAUGGGAUGAGCCAGAUCUACUCCAGAAUGUGAAGCGUGUUAGCCCAUGGUUGGUUGAAUUGGUAUCAAACAUGCCAGCCAUUCAUCUCUCACCCUUCUCACCCCCAAGAAAGAAGUUGAGACUUCCACAACCCCCGGACUUUCCCUUACUUGGUCAAAUUCCAAUGCCGACAUUCACCGGCAACCCACUUAGGUCGAACAGUCCCUUAUGCUGUGUCUCAGAUAACGUUCCUGCAGGCAUACAGGGAGCCAGGCAUGCUCAAUUUGGACUAUCUUCAUCAGAUCUCCACUUCAACAAACUGCAGGCGGGACUGUUCCCAGUUGAUUUUCGUCAGCUUAAUCAUGUGUCCCCACCUUCUAGAAUCUCCAAUGGUAACUUCAUGAGCAAUACUCAAGACAGCGAGAACAUUUCUUGCUUGCUGACGAUGGGAAAUUCCUCACAGAAUUUAAAGGAAAGCAGUGAAACAAAGACACCUCGCAUUUUGUUGUUUGGUCAGCUUAUUGUCGCCGAUCAGCAGAGUUCCCAAAGCUGUUCGGGUGAUACAAAUGCAAACAGUUCAUCAGAUGGAAAUCUAGGGAAGGCAAAUUCUGAUGGUUCUGGUUCUGCAUCACAUCAGAAUGGUCUGCUGGAAAAUUCUUCAGAUGAGAGGUCUCCUUGGUACAAAGAUCGCCAAAAACCGAUCUUGGCCUGGAGACCGGUAUUCAUGGAAUCCGAGGAUGUGGGUCGAACCCUUGACCUAUCAGUCCUUGGUUCAUAUGAAGAGCUGCACAGAAAGUUGGCUAAUAUGUUUGGCAUUGAGAGUUCAGAGAUGCUGAGCAAUGUGCUCUACCGGAAUGCAGCUGGUGCCACCAAACACGCCGGAGAUGAGCCCUUUAGUGAGUUUUUGAAGACAGCAAGAAGGUUAACAAUUCUUUCAGAUGCAAGCAGCGACAAUUUAGGAAGAUAG